Molecule: messenger RNA, 613 nt
Organism: Amoebophrya sp. A25
Lineage: Eukaryota; Dinophyceae; Syndiniales; Amoebophryaceae
Source: the annotation of a GenBank genome assembly
GAUUGGCUCAUUUCUCAAACUUUUCACACUGCCGAAAAUGGAAGGGAUGGCCAUUAACAUGUUAGAUCACUUCUUACUCGGUGUUUCGGCUCACAAGUGUUCCUUCAAAGACCACGAUCGCGUUGCGAUUAAAAGCUACUUUCUGGACGCUUUUCGUGCUCAGCUAGCUGAACUAGCCGAAAACCCAGCCUCCUUGUUCGAGUGUUCGCAUCAGCAGCAACGACAAGAGCAAGAAUGCUUGCAAGACGUGUCAGGCGUUUCUCCGUUGGUGUCUCUCGCUCCGCAGGAUGUACCUUGGGCGCAGAUGAAUGUGCAGAGCUUUUUUCCUGAUGAGGGUCAACUACAUCUUUGCCAACCGUAUGUAUUCGGGACAGCAGGAGAACGACGAGGAAAGGCAACUAACAAGGAAGCGCCGUUUGCUCUUGAAGUAUCCUCGUCUAGCAAGGAUCAUCAUCUUGCAUCAUCAGGGACAACAUUGGAGCCAGCAGGACCACCAGAUGGAGCACCUUCACAUGAGUCUUUCGUUGACGAUAAUAAUAAGGAUUGUCCGGUAGGGCAACUAGGUGGAGGUGAUUUUUUCUCGAUGAAUAUGAAUUUCCUAGCAGGAGGAUAG